CAACAGCGCCUCCUGCUGCCUGAAGGCGGGAUCGAACCGGCCGACACUACCACAUCAGUUUGAAGAUGGCGGAGGGUGAAUUGAACGUGGACAGCCUCAUCUCUCGGCUCCUGGAAGUUCGAGGAUGUCGCCCAGGAAAGAUAGUCCAGAUGAGCGAGUCAGAGGUGCGCGGCCUCUGCAUCAAAUCCAGGGAGAUCUUCCUCAGCCAGCCAAUCCUGCUGGAGCUCGAGGCUCCCCUGAAGAUCUGUGGUGAUAUUCAUGGGCAAUACACAGACCUACUGAGGCUGUUUGAGUAUGGUGGUUUCCCUCCAGAGGCAAACUACCUUUUCCUGGGUGACUACGUGGACAGAGGGAAACAGUCCCUGGAAACUAUCUGCCUUCUGUUGGCCUACAAGAUCAAAUACCCAGAGAACUUUUUCCUGCUCAGGGGCAACCAUGAGUGUGCAUCCAUCAACCGCAUCUACGGCUUCUACGAUGAGUGCAAGCGCAGGUUCAACAUUAAGUUGUGGAAGACUUUCACUGACUGCUUUAACUGCCUCCCCAUUGCUGCUAUCAUUGAUGAGAAGAUCUUCUGCUGCCAUGGAGGUCUAUCGCCUGAUUUGCAGUCAAUGGAGCAGAUUCGCAGGAUCAUGAGGCCAACAGACGUGCCUGAUACAGGCCUGCUCUGUGACCUCUUGUGGUCGGACCCAGAUAAGGAUGUACAAGGCUGGGGAGAGAACGACCGCGGGGUCUCCUUCACCUUCGGAGCAGAUGUGGUCAGCAAGUUCCUAAACCGCCACGACCUGGACCUCAUCUGCAGAGCCCACCAGGUUGUGGAGGAUGGAUAUGAGUUCUUUGCCAAACGCCAACUGGUCACACUUUUCUCUGCUCCAAACUACUGCGGGGAGUUUGACAAUGCAGGCGGCAUGAUGAGUGUUGAUGAAUCCCUCAUGUGCUCCUUCCAGAUCCUAAAGCCCUCAGAGAAGAAGGCCAAGUAUCAGUAUGGUGGUGUAAAUUCUGGUCGGCCCGUCACCCCACCCCGCACCGCCCAAGCCCCCAAGAAGAGGUGAACGUACAGCCUCGGCUCUCCUCCUCCUUCUCACCCUGUCCGUCCCUGGUCUGCCAUCACGGCAACCCCUGUAACUCCCCUGUAUAGCGAAGAUACAGGGCUUAUCUAACUGCCCAAAUCUUUCUCCCCCACUCACCCACCCCCUCUCCAACUCCACUGACAGCUCUUUUCUUAAUGUGUAUGUGUACAUAAAUCUGCUGUGACCAAUAUUGUUUAUUUUUAUUUCGUUUUUUGCCUGUUUGUUGGUAUUUUUGAUAUUAUUAACAGAUUUUUUUUUGUGGUUUUACUUCCAAUGCCAUUUGAGGUUAUCUGAGGUUUACGUGUCGUCUUUUGUGUCGAGGGGCAAAAUGACCGAGUUAGAGGAAUUCUUUUUUUUUUUUUUUUGCCCCUCAAAAAGCAGAAAGAAUCCUUCCAGUGUGUUUCAAUGAGACGGAGCUUUCCGUGCUAAAUUUCUUAUAUUGCGGUUUAACUGUUUAAACACAUUACAAGCGGACACGGUGAACUUGCGGUUGUUGUGCAGGCGAACAUUUUAUAUAAUUAACCAUUGAAAAAGUGCACCUCCCCAUGAGUAGCAAGGAAUGUGAAGAGACCGGCUUGAAUGAAAUAUAGAGGGUACAUCGGAUGCUGCUGGCAGUGGACCCGCUCUCCCCGAACACAACGCCCUCUGGGCACCAAUUCCUCCGCUCUGUUAUGCCUCCCUGUGCCUCGACUCCACACCCACGCAAAACAUGCCGCUCCUCACGCAGGGCUGCUAUUGACAUUUUCCUGAGUAUAUUUAUUAUUAUUUUUCUCACUAAGAUAACUUCCCCCAUAUAAUCCUCUUGAUUUGUAGUGAAAGAUGCUGAGAGAUUUUUUUCAUGUCCAUACCCAGGCAUAUCACUAACAAUAUGAGUCGCAUAAAGUCAGUAUUUUACCUGUCAACAUACUGGACUGUACUAAAAGUGCUUCUAAACGUGUCCGUUCCUAGUCUUUGUAUAAAGAAGCAGUUAGGGAUGGAAACAAAUCUAACAGUACUGGUUGGAAUAUUGCAUAGUGUAUCAUAGUCAGCUGUACAAUGUUAAUAAGAACUAAUAAAUAGAAAGCAAACUUCACAACAUGAAUUGUUAAGUGCUGUUUUCAUAGAGCAACACAACAACAACAACAAAGUUUGUUAUUAAAAGCUUUAAAGUAAAAUGCCAGCUGUCCUCCUGUCGCAUCACCCAUUCUGUUCUGGUGCAGAAAAGUGGAGUCAGUGGCAGGACCAGGCCGUUAUACUAUGUGACCGUGAUGCCACCUGCUGGCUACAUACAGUAGUACAAUACAAAUCAUUUCAAACUACACUGCUCAGGAUGGGCUUUUCAUUACAUGUCCAGUACAACAUGUUGUCACCACGAGGAGGUACUGGCAGUUAACUUUAGUCGACUGCAAAUAAGACGCAGUCGACCCUUUUUAUGGCAAAGCGUUGCCUCCUUUUCAUUCUUUUUUCUGUUUGUUUUGCUCUUUGUGGUAAUAUUGUUUCUGUUGUAUUUGUCUGUUCUCUAUUCACAUUGUUUAUUUUUUAAUUUAUUUCCUAACAAUGAUAAUAAAAAAAUCAAUGAAGUGUUACCAAAAGCUGUUUUGCAAUUUGUACAAGUUUGUUUGAAAGUCUAUAAAUUCAAUAAAAUGAAUGGAAACCAAAA
Cottoperca gobio is the source of this 2706-nucleotide messenger RNA. Its product is annotated as serine/threonine-protein phosphatase PP1-beta catalytic subunit-like. The coding region runs from base 66 to 1049 and encodes 327 amino acids. The record is from RefSeq and is a predicted model, not a curated record. Gene Ontology annotation, cellular component: cytoplasm; nucleus. Gene Ontology annotation, molecular function: protein serine/threonine phosphatase activity. NCBI's taxonomy places the organism in Eukaryota, Metazoa, Chordata, Actinopteri, Perciformes, Bovichtidae. The transcript is spliced from 8 exons.